AUGGGCCGGCACGCCUGGUUCCCUCUGCACUACAUCUCCAAGCCCUUCUGGAGACCGGAGAACCACAACACCACCAACUUCUUCUCUGCUCUGUACAGUUUCCCUAACCAGUCCUUCUUGCACAGCGACUUGGACCUGGAGGACCUGGGGGACUUUGGCAGCGGGACCAGGUACGAGGGCGAGUCGCAGAGCCGGACAGUGCAGGCGCUGCUGAUCGUGGCCUAUUCCAUCAUCAUCUGCAUCUCGCUCUUCGGCAACACGCUGGUGUGCCACGUGGUGAUCAAGAACAAGAGGAUGCACUCGGCCACCAGCCUCUUCAUCGUCAACCUGGCCGUGGCUGAUGUGAUGAUCACGAUCCUGAACACCCCCUUCACGCUGGUGCGGUUUGUAAGCAGCACCUGGGUUUUUGGAAAGCUGAUGUGUCACGUAAGCCGGUUUGUCCAGUACUGCUCCGUCCACGUGUCGGUGCUGACCCUCGCCGCCAUCGCUCUGGAUCGGCACCAGGUUAUCAUGCACCCUCUGAAGCCGCGCAUGUCCAUGGUGAAAGGAGGGAUCUGCAUCAUCAUCAUCUGGGUGCUGGCCAGCUGCUUCUCCCUGCCUCACGCCAUUUACCAGACUCUGACAAGAUUUUAUGUCGGGAACAGGACGAUACGGAUGGUCUGCCUCCCCAGCUUCCCUCCUCCUGCCGAUCUUUUCUGGAAGUAUUUGGAUUUGACUACUUUUGUCCUCUUGUACGUCCUGCCCUUGCUUGUCAUCUCCAUCACAUACACCAUCGUGGCCAAGAAGCUCUGGCUGAGGAACGCCAUCGGGGACCUCACCAUGGAGCAAUACUACGCCCAUCAACGGAAGAAGAAGAUGACGCUGAAGAUGCUGAUGGUGGUGGUGGUGGUGUUUGCAGUGUGCUGGUUCCCCCUCAACUGCUACGUGGUGCUCAUCUCCUGCAGGGCCAUCCACAGCAGCAACGCUCUCUACUUCGCCUUCCACUGGUUCGCCAUGAGCAGCACCUGCUACAACCCGUUCAUCUACUGCUGGCUGAACGAGAGCUUCAGGGCGGAGCUCACGUCGCUGCUGUGCGCGUGCCGGCGGCGCCGCGCGGCCCCGGGCCACGCCCUGCGGCCCCUGUCGCCCCCGUCCCGCCACGCCUGGGCCGAGGGCGCCUGCCGCAGGGCAAGAGCAUCCUCCCAGAGGAACUCUGCAAGGACAGACAUCUCCAGCGUUCAGCCCAUCGUGGCGGAAAGCUGAGCCCUCCGCCCGGCGGCGGCGCAGCGCCCUGCUGCGGGAAAACCGAGCUGGGCGCCAGCCAGGCCAACCUCCUGCCCAAAGCGAGGGCUGCCCGUGACGGACGGGCUUGAUCAGGACCGCGUCCAGUCAGGCUUUCAGAACUCUGCAGGGAUGGACCUGCCCACGUGUCGGCUCCAGUGAGGGCUGUUGAGUGAAUCUGUCAUUGAACAAUCAGCAAAUACUAAGAGAAUUCUGUAGCGGUGCACAGAAUUUUUCACAGCCUAAGCAAAUAAGGGAACCUACAUGGAUUAUGCACAGGCCAACUGGUGCACACCGUUUUAAAGCAGAUGGCUGUUUAUGCAUAUAGGAACACUGUAUUGACUCCUUUUUAUUUAUUUGUAAUUUGUUCAAGAUGAAUAACAUGAAUAGCAUCCUUACACUGGUACCCAGCUCAUCUCAGCCGCUCGCUCUGCCAUUAGAGAUGCCGCAGCUCUGCCCGGCCGCGCUGCCGCCCAGCGAGUCCCCGCCGUGCCCGGGGACAUGGGGGUGCUGGCCCGCGGGUACCUGUGCUGCUGGUGUGUGCGGGUCCUUGUCACCAGCUCCGGGCUUUCCCUCCACAAUGUCUCAUGUCAUUUCCUAGCAAAACUCUAUAUUGGCAUGUUUCAAAAUUGUUAAUUGACAUUUCUUUAAAGUCUAAAUUGUUUUCAGUUUCAAUAAUAUGUUGUUUCUUAUCAGCCGUCAAGAACUGUGUCCUUGGUGGCAUGUCCGUCUGUCUGUCCUGGAGCUGACCUGCUGGGCAGCAGCGACUGCUCGGCAGCUGCUGACCAGGGCUCAGUUUGCACGAGGUGGGACCUGCGUUGUAACUCUGGUAGGAACAGAUCCGCAAUUUUUAAAACCAAAAGGUGGGAGGCAGGAAAAGCUGGCAGUGGAUAAAAGAGUUCAUUUGCAAACCUUUUCACUCUCCCAUGCUCAACAGAACUGAGCAUCUGAUAACAUGGCUCAGCAAUUGCCUCAGACGUGGGCACCUGUUUCCUUAUUCCUGUCCAUUUGGUACUGGCUCAGCCUCUGUGAUUGCAAAGGCUUCAGCCUCGAAAGACACUGAAAGGAAAAUGAGAUUCAUCCUUCCUAUGCAGAACAGGAGCCGGUGCUCCGGUGAGCGCUCCCUGGGCCAGCGCUGGUGCUGCUCCCCGCGCGCGGCCGCACGGGUUCCUCGCACGAGGGUCCACACGGGUUCCUCCGCACGAGGGUCCACACGAGUUCCUCGCACGAGGGUCCACACGGGUUCCUCCGCACGAGGGUCCACACGGGUUCCUCCGCGUGGGUUCCUCCGCACAGGUUCCUCUGCGCGAGGAUGCGCUCCGGGAGGAAGCUGAAUUAGAAAAAUCUCGUCAGAGAGCAAGCACCCAAGACUCAGAUGUCGUCUCUGAUUCGCCUGCCAGAAAUGCGUUUAACAGGCUUUCUCCCGUGGGCCUUAUCAUAGGAACCUUUGUUUUGUUUGCACUAAUAAAGAAGCAUAAGCGGAGAUGUGAAUGGAGCCAGCACGGUGGAGGCAGCCAUCCCAGCCUUUCAGCUUGCGUUACAAGGAAAUAACAGCGUAAACCUGAGAUUACCACUGAGUUGGGGUUUUUUACUGUCUGGAAAAACCUGGAAUUCAUGCUGCCGCAAAUGGCAUUUCCAUAACGCAACUAUCUGGAGGGUUUCUGUAAACAAGAGGUCUCUUGUUAAAACAACACAAACCACAAACCCAGAUACAACCUUGUUAAGGUGAGUAAUUCAAUGAAACAUCUUCUCAUUCAAAUGUUCUUUUUAUACUGGAAAAAAAUCAAUGAAAUUAAAUAAUGCAGUUUGCAUGUGUAUCCCAACGCACUCCCAGAGAGCUGCUGGAACUCAUUGCUCUGGAGCAAAUAAGCCGGAGCCUGUUCUUGCUACUCGUCAUUGCAGCAGGGCGCGAGCCGGGGCUCCCGCGGGCUCUGCGUGGCUGCAGGGGCAGCGGGGACAAAGCCACAGACGCAUCUCCAGUCUGCUGGUGUUCGGCUGCCUUAACAAAUUGUCAUUUCCUCGAGGUGAUUGCCAGAACUUCCCGGAUUUGUAAAAGUCUGGCAAAGUUCGGAAGCUCGCCAUCGUUAUAUGCAACCUUCCGCUGGAUACCCUUGCUUUAAUAUGGGCUCUGUUAAAAUUUCCCUAUGGUGGUAAUACAAGGAGAUUUGAUUCACUGAUGUCUUCUGGGGGCUGACAACAGCUCAAUAAAAUGUCUGGUUUAUCUCUUG
Messenger RNA from Columba livia (rock pigeon), 3488 nucleotides. RefSeq names its product G-protein coupled receptor 83. Bases 1 to 1242 code for a protein of 413 amino acids. Gene Ontology annotation, molecular function: neuropeptide Y receptor activity. Gene Ontology annotation, biological process: neuropeptide signaling pathway. The transcript has 4 exons. Lineage: Eukaryota; Metazoa; Chordata; Aves; Columbiformes; Columbidae. Gene Ontology annotation, cellular component: plasma membrane. The record is from RefSeq and is a predicted model, not a curated record.